AUGGCUUCCCGACUCGACCGCCUCGUCACGCUACUUGAGACGGGCAGUACUCAGUUGAUUCGUAAUACUGCUGCUCAGCAGCUUGCAGAUGUGCAGAAACAGCAUCCAGAUGAACUGUUUAAUUUACUCGGACGCAUCCUGCCUUACCUCAGAUCCAAGUCCUGGGACACAAGGACAGCUUCUGCCAAAGCUAUUGGACUGAUUGUCUCUAACGCAGAUAUCUAUGAUCCAAACGAGGACGAUGGACUCCAGAUCAAGUCUGCGGCAGAAGAAGAUGAUGUGGAGAUUAAGUCCGAGGUCAAAUCCGAAGAGCCAAUUCCGGCUGAUGAUUUCCUCAAACUCGACACCCUGGACAUCCCUUCCGUAUUAAAAUAUGGUAAGCGGCUGCUCGGCAGUGCGGGCAAGGAGUAUGAGUACUCCCUCGCGUCUAUGGAACCAGCUUCACGCCUGCAGCACCAAAAGAAGACCUUGACCUCGAGGCUGGGUCUCGAAGGCGAAUACCUUGAAGAAGACCUGAUCGAGGAUAUCGAAUUGGCUCCUAAAGUGGUAACUCCUGCCCCAAAGCAUGAGCCGACUAUCCCGCCAAUUCCUCAUCAUGACAGUCUUCGUGAAGCUUCCUCCCGCCGGCCUUCCUCGCCUAGUGAAAGUGCGAUGAAGGAGGACGGGGGGCUGAGCAAGCGCCAGCUCAAUCAGCUCAAACGGAAAAACAAACAGAAUGCCAAGAUGGGGGCCAAUAAAGUCCGUGUCGUGGAUCUGUCUUCCCGUCGACAGUCCGAUAUUGUUACAACCCCUCUGGCGACAACCCCCCACCCCGUCAAAGCAGAGAAUGGAGAUGAUCAAAACGGCGAGACAAAACCCGAUUACUUUUCCUUUGAACGCACCGAAGAGGAUGACGAUUCUAAGCUUGUUUCUGAAUUCAAAGGAGCUGCCGUCCCAGAGCGACCUCAUAUCCAGCCAGACAUUGUGGAGCAGGGUGCAGGAUGGCCUCUGGAACAUAUGUGUGAAUUCUUGACUAUGGACAUCUUUGACUCCAACUGGGAAGUUCGACAUGGCGCCGCAAUGGCCCUGCGUGAAGUAAUCAGGGUCCAGGGCCCGGCAGCUGGUCGCCUGGAUGGAAAAUCUCGCUCAGAAAACGAUGCACUCAAUCGCCGGUGGCUGGAUGACCUCUCAUGUCGACUACUCUGCGUUCUGAUGCUUGACCGCUUUGGUGAUUACAUUUCAGACAAUGUGGUUGCCCCAAUUCGUGAAACCGUGGGCCAGACUCUCGGUGCUCUUCUCUCACACCUACACCCGAACUCAGUUCGAGCGGUCUACCGAUGCCUAUACCGGAUCAUAAUGCAGACCGACCUAGGACUGGACCGCCCCGUAUGGGAGGUCUGUCACGGUGGUAUGAUCGGGCUGCGGUACCUUGUCGCAAUUCGAAAGGACUUGCUCGUCAAGGAUUCCAACAUGAUGGAUGGCGUCCUGGAAGCUGUCAUGAAAGGCCUCGCUGAUUAUGAUGAUGAUGUCCGGGCUGUUAGCGCCGCCACGCUUGUUCCCAUUGCAGAGGAGUUUGUCUCCUCCCGGACUGGCACUCUUGGCUCUCUGAUGAACAUCGUCUGGGACUGUCUCUCCAAUCUGCAGGACGAUCUUAGUGCUAGCACAGGCUCUGUGAUGGACCUUUUGGCCAAGCUGUGCACAUUCUCUCACGUUCUGGAUGCUAUGAAGGCUAACGCUGCAGAUGAUCCGGAAGCGUCAUUUGGCAAACUUGUCCCCCGCCUCUACCCAUUCCUCCGCCAUACUAUCACCAGCGUUCGCUUGGCUGUCCUUCGGGCUCUCAUGACAUUCUUGAAGCUGGAAGGUGACGGCACUACAGAUUGGGUAGAUGGCAAGGCACUGCGCUUGAUCUUCCAAAAUCUUCUCGUGGAGCGCAACGAGAGUGUUUUGAAACUGUCUGGCCAAGUGUGGUCUGAACUCCUCCACGCUGUUGAACUGCGCGGUUCAUUCAAAUCCGAAGAGGAGUUAUCCGACUCGAUCCAGCCUCUUGUCACUCUGACUCUGGGCGCUUUCGGCGUUCCUCGGUACCCCAUCCCCAUGGACGCCUCGCUCUUUAUCAAACCGUCUGGUCUGCCAUUCUCCGCCACUCUCCCGGCUCCGACCCCUUCCAAAGGCUCUCCCCCUGCUUCUAUUCCGGGCGGUGCUGAGAUCAAGGUGGGACGGAGGCGCAAAUCGGAGAAGAAAGAGAAAGAACCGCCUCCGCCCUCAGCUCACAACGUGGACGGACACAUGCUUUCCGGUGAUAUUGACCUCGUUGGUACAGAUACCAUGCUGAGAUCCAAGAUUUACGCCGCGAAGGCGCUGGGCGCACUGAUAUCUUUCUGGGACAAGAAUGAACUACCAAGCCUUUGGCCGGCAGUUCUGGAUGGUCUUAAUGCUUCUGCUUCCACAACGCAGCUUGCUUCGGCCAUGGUCCUGGAAGAGUAUGCUCGCCAAUCCGGGCCAGAGAGCAAAUAUCGCUCGUCUCUAUGUGACCGUCUUCGACCAAUUCUCGAAGGCGAGCGCCCACCCUGGUAUGCGGACAUUGCGUGCUACCUUCAUGUAGCGCGCUCCCAGUGCCAUUCAUUGUUGAAUACUUUCCGGGAUCAUGCGCAUGUGGCACCUUCUCGGCUGCCAACCUUGGCUGUGGUCGUCCAGGGCGACUCAGAAGCCGGGCCUAACGCAUUUUCUUUGGCGGACGCUGAGAAAAUUGUCGGUCCUGACUUUGAUCGACUGAAGAAGAACCUCACACCGGCACAACGGAUCACUGCUACCCAAGUGUUGAAUGACACUCGUACCACUGCACAAUCCGCCGUCGAGGAGGCACGACUGAUAAGGGAACAGCGGGAUAUGCGUGUUCUUGCUGCCACUGCUGGUGCCCUGGUCGCGUUGCGGGAUAUCCCCAAGAAGCCUGGUCACAUCAUUAAAGGUAUGAUGGACAGUGUCAAGAAAGAGGAGAAUGUAGAACUUCAGCAGCGCUCAGCGACAGCAGUGGCGGGCCUUAUUGAACAUUACACAGCCUCCACAAAGCGUGGACCAGUGGACAAAAUCAUUGGAAACUUGGUCAAAUACUGCUGUGUGGACACUUCCGAGACACCCGAAUUCCCGCACAAUGUGCAAUUGGAGAAAUCAAUCUUGUCGCUGCGCAAAGAAGAAGACCGACGGGACCAUCCAGACGCGGCCAAAUUCGAAAAAGAGGCAAGAGAAGCACGGAUUAUGCGUCGUGGUGCUAAGGAUGCGCUGGAGCAGCUGGCAGUCAAAUUCGGCCCUGAGCUUUUGGAGAAGGUUCCGAAUCUCGCGAAAUUGGUUGAACGGCCAUUGAGAGAUGCUUUGACAGAAGAUGAACUUCCCGAGGAUAUCACUAAACCAGAGAACGAACUUGGCCAAGAAAUUGUGGAUGGUCUGUCUACGUUGCGGGCUCUGCUGCCCAAGUUUGAUACAGGUCUCCACGAAUGGGUCAUCGACCUUAUGCCGAUUAUCGCCAAGGGUUUGCAGUGCCGACUUUCUGUUAUUCGCUACGCAGCAGCCAAAUGUUUCGCUACAAUUUGUAGUGUCAUCACCGUCAAGGGCAUGACAAUGCUGGUUGAAAAGGUCUUGCCACUUAUUAACAAUGGUUUGGAUGUCAAUCAUCGUCAAGGUGCGAUUGAGUGCAUCUAUCAUCUGAUCCAUGUUAUGGAAGAUGGGAUUCUCCCUUAUGUCAUCUUCCUGGUAGUUCCUGUCCUUGGCCGAAUGAGCGACUCCGACAACGAUGUGCGUCUUCUAGCAACAACAUCAUUCGCCACCCUCGUUAAACUGGUUCCUCUGGAGGCGGGUAUUCCCGACCCCCCCGGCUUCUCAGCGGAGUUGCUCGAAGGCCGUGACCGAGAGAGGAAGUUCAUGUCCCAGAUGCUGGAUGUGCGUAAGGUCGAGCCAUUCGAAAUUCCAGUCGCGAUCAAGGCUGAGCUCCGACCUUACCAGCAAGACGGUGUCAACUGGCUUGCUUUCCUCAAUCGCUACAAUCUCCAUGGCAUUCUUUGCGACGACAUGGGUCUUGGCAAGACACUGCAGACCAUUUGCAUCGUGGCAAGUGACCACCAUAUGCGAGCGGAGGAGUUCGCCAAGAGUCAAUCCACAGACUCUCGAAAAUUGCCUUCUUUGAUUGUCUGUCCGCCUUCUCUCUCUGGACAUUGGCAGCAGGAAGUCAAGCAGUAUGCUCCAUUCCUCAGUUGCAUUGCAUGUCAUUGUAACUUCCUACGAUGUUUGCCGCAAUGA
This is a messenger RNA of Penicillium egyptiacum, 4266 nucleotides long. The record is from the annotation of a GenBank genome assembly. NCBI's taxonomy places the organism in Eukaryota, Fungi, Ascomycota, Eurotiomycetes, Eurotiales, Aspergillaceae.